This is a messenger RNA of Penicillium maclennaniae, 2562 nucleotides long. Its product is annotated as protein arginine N-methyltransferase. The transcript has 4 exons. Gene Ontology annotation, biological process: peptidyl-arginine N-methylation; regulation of DNA-templated transcription. Gene Ontology annotation, cellular component: cytosol; nucleus. Lineage: Eukaryota; Fungi; Ascomycota; Eurotiomycetes; Eurotiales; Aspergillaceae. Bases 1 to 2562 code for a protein of 853 amino acids. The record is from RefSeq and is a predicted model, not a curated record.
AUGGACAGCUACAGUGCUUCUGAAGACCCGGGACCGACCUUCUGCAUUGGUCAUCAUGAGGCCAAUCGUUCCGUGACGGUUACUCCUCAGAUGAUCCGCAGGGUCCAUGAAACCAACUAUGAUAUGUUGACUGUCUCAAUCACAACACCGCAUUUCCAUUCGCGGGUCUUGGGACUGCUCUCUUCGUAUCUGUCCAACUUACAGCCGCCCAGUUAUGAUCCCAUUGGAACUAUGGGCACGUCGCAAAAUACGCGACCUUUGGUAGUGCCGCCGCUCUCAAAGCUAGACUCAACUCUCACCCCAAAUGAUGCGACCAGCCAGAUUGUCGGUGUGGUCAGCAGCUGGAUUGAUAUGUGCUCACCUGACCCCCUGAUUGCAGACUUGUCCCGCCAGGUCUUUAUGCUGGAGGUGGCCUACGCUGCUUUCUGUGGCAUUGGAUAUCUUCUAGUACCCAGCCCUAAGCUGCAUCACGGCGGUAUACACUCAGAAGGCGUGGUGUACUAUGCGAGAGCCAUCCAAGAUGCACUGAAUCUGGGCCCUUAUAUCCAAUUCCACACUUGGUUGCGCAUGGUCGAUACUCCCGAGCUCGAGGUUGAUAGCAUGGGUGAUCUGGCUCCAUUUGCUCGAGAGGAGUAUCUUGUACCAGAUGACGGUGUAUUGUCGAAAGAAGAUUUAUUCGGUACUUGGGAUGCAUGGGAUUUGAUCCGUAAGACUUGCAAAUAUCACUCCAGACUGGUCGUUGCCCUUGCCCUGCCCAAACAGCUCCCGCCUCUGCCUGUGCAGUCCCGCUGGCACUCUGAGCCGGUUCACUUACUUUCGAUUGAGGGUACCGCUUUUUUGAAGAACCAGAAAGGGUACCCCGUUCUGUCUAAGGUUCACCAGGCUUUUAUCGCAAAGCUAAUGCGCCUUCGGACCCCUCCAUGGAUACUUUUGUGCAAUGUUGGUCCAAUCCCAGGACUUGGCAAUGCGGACGAGGAAAACACUGCCAGCUUAGACUACCCAAGUCUGGGCGCGGGGGCCAAAACACACCACGACCCGACUCCUCAUCUUUCCUAUAUCAGGAAUCUCCAGCAGCGCCAACCCGCAUGUACUCCCAUCGAACGAUUUGGAACGGGUUAUCAGGACUAUUUGCAGGCGCCCUUGCAACCGCUGACCGUCAACCUGGAGAGCAUUACAUACGAGGUCUUUGAAAAAGAUCCAAUCAAGUAUGAGUGGUAUGAGCGUGCGAUUGAAAAGGCCCUGAGAGAUUGGGCAGAGCAGAAGAAACCUACCUCACACCCGGAGGGCAAGGUGAUCCUCGCAGUUGUGGGUGCUGGCCGAGGCCCAUUGGUUACUCGAGCGAUCAAGGCCAGUAUUAAAGCGGGCGUCGAAAUAGAUCUAUGGGCUGUUGAGAAAAAUCAAAACGCAUUUGUCUUGUUGCAGCGUCACAACGAUACCAUUUGGGACAACAAGGUCACGCUAGUUCAGUCAGACAUGCGCAGUUGGAAAGGCCCCCGCGUGCGCCGACAGGCAACCCAGAGAAGCCAGGAACGCGUCGGCGAGACUCUCGGUAUUGAAGACACCUUGAUUUACACACCGAAGAAGGGUGAGAAUGACCCAGGCCCGGCGUCCGAUUUUGUCAACCCCGAAGCCUCUACUUUCACGCACACCUACGUGGACAUCAUUGUGUCCGAAUUGCUUGGCUCUUUUGCCGACAACGAACUCUCCCCAGAGUGCUUGGAUGGUGUCAACGAUCUUAUCAACCCAGUUCAUGGUAUCUCCAUUCCUGCCUCAUACACAGCACAUUUCACCCCGGUCUCCGCCCCCAAGCUGCACGCCGAUGUCAUGAACCAGACGGUCUCAAACCCAGCGGCUCCGGAAACACCAUAUGUCGUCAUGCUACACGCGAUCGACUUCCUCUCUACCGCCGGCUCUCCCACUCUCGCUGAGGCUGGAAACCAAAACACGGCAAACCGGGCCUCAGGCUCUGCGGCGCCUAUUGCCGCCACUGAAUUCCCAAGCCCCUUUGUGCAAACUGCAUGGUCUUUCUCUCACCCGAACAAGAACAUUCCUAUCCAGUCCACGUCACAAUCCACCAUCUCCAAUUCGCACAACGUGCGUCAAACUCGCUUAUCCUUCCCCGCUCAGAACCGUGGUGUCUGUCACGGAUUGGCUGGAUACUUUGAGACCGUUCUAUAUGGAGAUAUUGAGUUGUCGACCAAUCCAGUGACUAUGGACGCCAAGAGUGCUAGCAUGAUCAGCUGGUUCCCUAUUUACUUCCCUUUGAAGACACCUCUCAACGUUCCUGACAACGGCGAGAUUGUCGUUACCAUGUACCGUCAGACUGACGAUCGGAAGGUUUGGUACGAGUGGAUGGUGGAAGUCUUUGCUCUGGAACGCACUUUCCUUGCACCCAGCCUCACAACCCCGGCUAUGAGUGGUGCACGCUCAAUCUCACCUAGUAUCGCAAGUCUGAAGGGCAAGGAUAAGAGCCAACGUGGAGGUCCUCGGCCGGACUACCGUCGCGUGCGGGUGGGCUUGAGUGACAUGCAUUCGAGUAUUAAGGAGGGAUGCCUGAUGUAG